Camponotus floridanus (Florida carpenter ant) is the source of this 614-nucleotide messenger RNA. It is a transcript of the gene JTBR, whose product is annotated as protein JTB. The transcript is spliced from 3 exons. The coding region runs from base 140 to 592 and encodes 150 amino acids. The record is from RefSeq and is a predicted model, not a curated record. Gene Ontology annotation, cellular component: spindle; membrane; midbody. Gene Ontology annotation, biological process: mitotic cytokinesis. Lineage: Eukaryota; Metazoa; Arthropoda; Insecta; Hymenoptera; Formicidae.
CUGUGUUUACUCGCUCGAAUCUUCUCUGUCACGCUUUCACGGAAUUAUUAAAAGUUGUCCAAAACGGAGUCGAUGUUGGCCCAUCGUUUUUACCGAGUCUUCUAAUUAGAAUAAUAAAGAUUGAAAAAAACAUAAAGAAAUGAUCGAAUCUUGUACGAAGAAGCGAAUGCUGCUAGGUAUUACAUUUUUAGGAGGAUUAACGGUUUUAGCGUUAAUUAUUGAGAGCCACUGGACAAACAGCUCGAAUAAACUUUACGUUGACAAUUUUGAAAAUAAUUCCUCUUGCAUCUCGAGUGAUGAAUAUGAAGUGAUAUCCGAAUGUCAUCCGUGUACAGCUUUUGAAAUUGCUAGCGAAAGUAUCGGCGUUUGUAUUCAUGCGAGAUAUAAGGAAGUGCUAAAGUGUAAAAGUGGGGAAACGAUAACAAGAAGUUGUGACAAAGUAGCUUGGCUGGAAGAAAGAACAUUUUGGAAGUUUGAGGGUUUUAUGUUCGCCUCAGCGAUUAUUUCUUGCCUCAGUACAUAUUGGAGAGAAAAUAUAUUAAGACAGAGAAUGAUCAGAAAAGUAGCAAAACAGUUGCGAAUUAGUGUCUGAAUGCUAUUGGAAACUGAGAAAG